AUGGCAGGAGAUCUAAUUCUCAUUACGGGCGUUUCUGGCUAUAUCGGAUUCAAGACUCUGAUCCUAGCUCUUGAAGCGGGGUUUCCAGUACGUGCGGUCAUCCGCAAGGUCGAACAGGCCACAAAACUCCAGUCUCACGCUCGAGUCGCACCCCACAUGGACAACCUACAAUGGGUUGUUAUUCACAAUCUCUCAGACACCCACUCCUUCGAUCCUCACCUCGCUGGUGUCACGGGAAUUCUCCAUAUCGCCUCCCCUAUUGCCAUCGAGGUAUUACUCAUCUCCGUGCCUGAUCGUCACAAAUCGGACGACUAUGACCGCGACAUUAUCGACCCAGCCUUAAAAGUGACCCUCUCUAUCCUCAACGCCGCGCACCGCACUCCCUCAAUCAAGCGUGUCAUCAUCACCUCCUCUGCCGUAACCCUGAUCUCCUUCGCCUGGAUGUUUGGUCCCGCGCCUGCGUCCCCAGACCUCACACUAUUUACCGCAGCCGACAUCAACUCCAACAUUGCCGGUCCCUAUGGCACGUCAAUGGAAGCAUACUUCGCAUCCAAGACCCUAUCCCGCAUUGCCACAAGAAAAUUCAUGGAGGAGGAGAAGCCAGAAUUUGAGUUCGUCAACUUGCUGCCAACAGUAGUAUUCGGGCCAGAUGAACUGGCUACAAAUGCCGCUGAGUUGGUGACGGCCGGGAACUCUCUCGCACUUGGUCCGCUCCUGGAUGUCAAUAUUCCGCAGAUGGUGGGGGCUGCAGUGCACGUUGAUGAUGCGGCUAGGGCGCAUAUCGAUGCGUUGAAGCCGAGUGUGCAAGGGAACAAAGACUAUAUUUUGAGUUCUGAUGCGCCGGAUGGUAUUGAUUGGGAAGAUACGCAGAACUAUGUUAGGAAGUUCUUUCCAGAAGCUGUGGAGAACGGGACAUUGAAAUUGGGGGGAAGCCUGAGGGCGAGGAUCUGGAGGUUGGAUACUCGGGAGACGGAGAAAGAGUUUGGGUGGAAGUUCGUAUCAUUCGAGGAGACGUUGAAAGAGCUUGUGGGGCAAUAUCUGAAGUUUGUAGCGGCGGAGAAGAAAUGA
This is a messenger RNA of Lachnellula hyalina, 1068 nucleotides long. RefSeq lists its product as uncharacterized. Lineage: Eukaryota; Fungi; Ascomycota; Leotiomycetes; Helotiales; Lachnaceae. The transcript has 3 exons. Bases 1 to 1068 code for a protein of 355 amino acids. Gene Ontology annotation, molecular function: oxidoreductase activity, acting on the CH-OH group of donors, NAD or NADP as acceptor. The record is from RefSeq and is a predicted model, not a curated record.